GGAUAAUUUAAGUGUUUAGUUUUGUUUGUAAAUUUCCUCUGGGUGUCACUGUUACAUGGUAACGAGAGGACACCAUCACUCCCCUAUCCAGGCUUUUUGUGUGAAAGGGACACAGAGAACAUUAAAACCAAACUGAACCGAUGGACGGACGCGCUGCAUCCACUGAUUAAUUGCUUACGGGAAAAAAUGCAAGAUAAUCAUCAUUUGUGGAAGUGAGUCUUCUCAUAAUUGCUUGUUUUUCUGGAUUAUAAUGGAGACUGCUACAAUGGCUCGAACCGGGAGCUGGUUCUGCUUCUCUCUCCGUUGUGUUUUGCUGCUUCUCGCCUGGAAACAGGGUUGCGCUCAGAUCCGAUACUCGAUUGCGGAGGAGGUUAAAGACGGAACUGUUGUUGGGAAUGUUGCUAAAGAUCUGGGACUGGACAUCACCUCUCUGACUGACCGACGGUUUCGGGUUGUUUCUGGAAGUAAGGAGGAUUUAUUUGCGGUAAACCAGAACAAUGGGCUCCUUUACGUCCACGGUAAAAUAGACAGGGAGGAGCUUUGUCAGGGGAGCGGUGCGUGUUUAACAAAACUUAAAAUUCUGGUUGAAAAUCCGUUAGAAAUGCAUUACGUAUCAGUUGAGAUAACAGAUGUAAACGACCACGCUCCUAUUUUUUCUGAAAACCAGCAGACAUUUGAAAUAGGGGAGAUUACGCAGCCAGGAAGGAGGUUUAAGCUUCAUGCUGCUCGCGAUCCCGACGCAGGGAUGAACUCUAUCCGCACAUACACGUUAACCUCAAAUGAUCACUUUGAAUUAGACAUCAGUCAAAGUGAUGAUGAUAAAAUACCGUUUUUAGUUUUGAAGAAAUCCUUAGACAGAGAACACACAUCUAAUCAUUCACUGGUGGUCACAGCUGUAGAUGGAGGCAAGCCUCCAAGAUCCGGGACAUUAAACAUCUCCGUUAUUGUUCUAGAUAUAAAUGACAAUCGCCCAAGAUUUCUGCAGGACUCAUAUCAAGUUUCGAUAAAAGAAAAUAUUCCACCUGGUACCGUAAUACUCCUAAUGAAUGCGACAGAUCCUGACGAUGGUGAGAAUGGAGAAAUUGGAUACAAUUUUGCCAAAACCUUAAGAAAAAAUAUUUAUGAGCGUUUUGACCUUGACAAAUUAAGUGGUAAAAUUACAGUAAAGGGGCUCUUGGAUUAUGAGGACAGUGAUAUUUAUAAAUUAGACAUUGAGGCAUCAGAUAGAGGGACACCUCCACUGACAGGAGAGUGUAGUGUUAUUAUAAAACUCAUAGAUGUGAAUGAUAAUCCACCUGAAAUAGAAUUAACUUCAAAGUCAAACAUAGUGUCUGAAGACUCCAAACCUGGAACAGUUAUAUCACUGCUUAGUGUGACUGAUAAAGACUCUGGACCUAAUGGAAAAAUAUUUACAAGCAUAGAAGCCAAUGGACCUUUUGAAUUGAAAUCUUCAUACGAGGAGAAUAUUUAUUCAGUUGUCACUAAAGGACAUUUAGACCGAGAGGAGGUGUCACUGUAUGAAAUAACAGUGAAAGCUACAGACUGUGGUGAGCCUCCUUUAUCCUCUUUUAAAACAUUCAGCAUCCAGAUAUCUGAUGUAAAUGACAACAGUCCCCAGUUUCCACAAAAUCCAUUACAGUUCUACCUGCUAGAAAAUAAUGUAGCUGGAAUGGCACUGUUUUCUGUUAGUGCAAAAGACAAGGAUACGAAUGAAAAUGCGGAGAUUUCAUAUCAUAUUGCCAGAGACAGGGACAGUAACAACAUGCUCUCAUUCUUGAACAUAAACUCAGAAAAUGGACAAAUAACAGCUCUGAGAAGCGUUGACUUUGAAACUGUGAAAACGUUCCAGUUCCAAGUUGUGGCCUCAGACUCUGGAAGUCCGUCCCUGAACAGCAACGUGACAGUGAACGUGUUCAUUCUGGAUCAGAACGACAACGCUCCAGUCAUCCUGUAUCCAGUCAGCUCCAACGGUUCUGCUGAAGGUGUGGAGGAGGUUCCCCGCAACGUGAACGCAGGACACUUGGUGACUAAAGUCAGAGCCUAUGAUGCUGAUAUAGGAUAUAAUGGCUGGCUGCUGUUCUCACUGCAGGAAGUGACUGACCACAGUCUGUUUGGUUUGGACCGCUACACAGGACAGAUCAGAACACUUCGCUCAUUCACAGAGACAGACGAGGCUGAGCAUAAACUGCUCAUCCUGGUCAAAGACAAUGGCAACGUUUCACUGUCAGCAACAGCUACUGUCAUUGUCAAAGUGGUGGAGCCCAAAGAGGCUUUUGCAGCUUCUGAUGUGAAGAGUUCAGCCAAAGAUGAUGAGGAGACUGAUGUGACUUUUUACCUGAUGAUCACUUUGGGCUCAGUGUCGGUUCUGUUCCUCAUCAGCAUCAUCGUGCUGAUUGCAAUGCAGUGCUCCAAGUCCACAGAAUAUACUUCUAAAUAUCUCCAAGAGGCUAAUUAUGAUGGGACACUGUGUCACAGCAUCCAGUACAGAUCUGGAGACAAACGCUACAUGUUAGUAGGACCCAGGAUGAGUGUAGGAUCUACUAUAGUACCUGGAAGUCACGCAAACACUCUGGUGCUGCCUGACAGGAGGAACACUUCUGAUGAGGUAAGAAUUAUUACCUUAAAAUUUGUCAUUUUUUGGACUGGAACAUUUUCAGCAACAGCUGUUUAAGGUUCCAUUUGCUCGUAAGUUGUUUUUUCACAAGUAAUUUGGCAAACAUAUUGCUAUGUUGCAGAUACUUUAGUUGACUUCUUUUUUUUUUGUUGUUGUUGUUGUAAUAAUUUCGAAUGACCGCUUCUGUAUUGAGUCUGAAUUGAUUAGGGUUUCAUCGGGCCGCAGACUUUUGUAGGUUUGAAUUUGUGGUAUGUGGUGAUGUGACUUGGUAGAAUGUAUUCAAACAUUGUUCUCGUAUUUACUUACCUCUGUCCUUGUUGCUGAAAGAACCUAAUGUUUUCUAUUUCAACGGAUGAGAAUGAUUUUUGAAUAAUUAUUUGCAUUGCUCUAUUAUUGUUACUUAAACCCAAGGGCGGAAAUCCC
Nothobranchius furzeri (turquoise killifish) is the source of this 3037-nucleotide messenger RNA. Its product is annotated as protocadherin alpha-8. NCBI's taxonomy places the organism in Eukaryota, Metazoa, Chordata, Actinopteri, Cyprinodontiformes, Nothobranchiidae. The record is from RefSeq and is a predicted model, not a curated record. Gene Ontology annotation, molecular function: calcium ion binding. Gene Ontology annotation, cellular component: plasma membrane. Gene Ontology annotation, biological process: homophilic cell-cell adhesion.